CGGGUGUCGCUCGGGGCUCAAAAACUGUGCCCGUGUUUACUACAAGUCAGUCACACGCGCACCUGUUGACCCGCACGCACAGGCAGCACUCAACCCUCAUGGUACGCGCGCCCCUCUGCACGUGCCCGCCGCCCACGCCCCGCGCCCCUACGGCUGUUUGUCUUUGCCGCGCCGCGAGAAACACAGACAUUACAGUGUCGCGAGAGCCGAGAGGGACUCUAAAAUGUUACCCGGAUUGUGCAGUGACGAAUCGCACCCCAUGAGUAGUGGUCAUUAUGUUUUUGGUUCGAUGUUGGUGAAUGACAGCUCGUCGACGCCGUACUCGGAUGCGACGCAGACCAAGAAGCACCCGCCCAACCACGUGAAGCGCCCCAUGAACGCCUUCAUGGUGUGGUCGCAGCUGGAGCGCCGCCGCAUCGUGUCCCAGACGCCCGACAUGCACAACGCCGAGAUCUCGAAGCAGCUGGGGCGCCGCUGGAAGCUUCUGACGGAGGAGCAGCGGCGCCCCUACCGCGACGAGGCGCAGCGCCUGAAGGUGCUGCACCGCCUCGAGUACCCGGACUACAAGUACCGCCCGAGGAAGAAGAACGCGAAGGGCUGCGCGCCGCCCCUGGCGUCCCUGCCCGGAGGCGCCGGGGACGUCCUUCGAGGCGUGGCUCUCGGCGGCGGCGGGAGGGUGUCCAAGGGCCGGUCGCCCCUCGUCGGGGGGACGCACUCGCCGCCCGCCAACGCCGCCACCGUCAUCAAGAUGCGCGAGUGCCUCCGGGCGGCGAACCUCAAGCACCUGGCCAGCAAGGCCGCCGUGCCCCCCUCGGCCGCCCCGCAGCAGCAGAAGCCGCAGCCGAUGUCGCCGAGCGCCCGCCUGCCCACGAGCCCUUCGCACGACCUCCCCGACUCGCCCGAAGGAGCUGCGACCUUCAAGAACCGCGCCCUCCGCUCCGCCGACCACGCCGUGAAGGAGGAGCGGCGCGGCGACCCCAUGUACUGCAGCGGCGGCGCGCCCGAGGCAGGCUUCGGCUGGCCCAGCGACCUCCUGUUGGCGUCCUCGCCCUCCGCGCCCCCGGUGGAAGCCGCGCCCCUCGCCGAGGACCCGCCCACGCUCGCCGACCUGGACAACAUCGGCGUGAAGGACCUGGUGCCGCUGUCGCCGGGCCUGGCGCUCGACCUGCACGCGCUCGGCUCCGACAUCGAGCUCUGGCCGGCGCACGAGGCGGGGCGGGACCCUAGCGCCCCGAGGGACCUGGCGACGCCCCCGACGCCCUACCACAGCGGCCUGCAGGACCCCUGGACGCAGGCGCUGUGGGAGGACGACGUCGAGUCCUUCGUGGAGGAACUGCAGAUCAAGUACCAGCCGCUGCAGCUCGAGGCCAGUCCGCCCACGGCGAGCCAGGCGGGGGCGGCGUCCGCGUGGCUCCGGCCCGCCCUCGAGGUGUCCUACUCGCUGGGCGACCCCUCGAGAUGAGCGGGGGGCGCCGGCGUCCUGCGCGACCUCGCCCCCUUCGUCACGGCGAGCUGGUCUCCGCCUCUUUGCUUUCUCUCUCCUCAAGCCUCUCUGCGCCCCUCCUGGACCGCAAGUCUCCGAACGCGGCGGGUUUUGUGUCUCUCCCCGGGGACAGCGCCGCGCGGAGGGUGACAGCGCCUCCGGCAAGAAAUGAUCUCAAAUCACGGCCAGACACACUUCCCAGCUCCCCUUUCCUCCUAUUUUUUCAACCUCUCUUUCUUCUUUUUUCGUCGUCAACGGUUCAGCGCUUCCGACAUCCAGACCGAAGACGUCCCCCUGGACAAAGAAGAAAGUGUUCAUUUCUUCCGUUUUGUUGGUCCAAGGCGAACCCGGACAUCUGUAUGCUCUCGAUCUGUCUGCUCACGGUCGACGUCCGCAGGGCAUGGCAGCUUAUUUGGCCAGGAGUUCUCGUUCUGCUGUGAUAGAAGUUUCAGUUUUUUGUACUAUUUUGUUUUAGCGAUAAGGAAAGCAAUGUGUUAAUCUAGUCUUUUUACAUUUCUUUUGUUGUGCAAAUCGUCCUGUUGGGUUGAGCUAAUUUUUUUGCUACUGGUUAGCAGUGUCUUGAUAACAGAAUUUUUUAUAUAUGGAUAUAAUCUUUACAAUGACAGUUUUAUAGCAAGGAUGAUAUGAGAUAAGAAAGAUUGACUGAUUCAUCUCAUGACUAAUAGAUGGCGCUGAUGAUCACAGUUUGACGGUGCGAACGCCAUCUAUUGACUGAACGCGAUACUCAAUCAACCUCUUUCUCCUUCUCUCCUAGAUUAGUGUCUCGUUUGUUAGCAAAGAAAAUAAUCCUGUUUGUUUGCUUAUUUCAGUAACCCAAGUGUUUUUUUUUUUUUAUCUGCGUAUAGUCGGCUAAUUGCCCUAACUUUGACGUGGCCCAGCUUGGCCUGGGAUUUGGAAUACUGGCCCAGGUGGUCUUGUGAAGAUAUUUAUUGGAUAUUUUGGGACGGGGGUUCGGCCGCCCAAAGGGGUUCUCAGAUCAAAUGUUCGAUAACUUGCUUAAUCAAUAUUUUUUCAAUCCAAACCUUCAAGUUGAACAUGAACAUCACAGUAUUCACGUCAAUCCAGUUAUCUCGUGAUUGUAGUCAUUUAAAGUGAAAAUAUCGAUGUUAAUUAUAUAUAUUGUAUAUUGUAGAAAGCUUAAAUGUACAGAAUAUUGGAUAAAAUGGAUAAGAGUCAUUUUUUUCUGAGAGUACCUAUGGACGCACAUACCCUCAUACAUGUUAUUGGAUUUUCUGUUAGUGAAGUGAGUUGAAACACUUCGCUACAACAGAAUUUGAGCAAUUUGCAUAUUAAAAUCGAAUAUAUUUAUUUUGAAAAGAGUGUAUCUGAGUAAUUUAACUGUGAGAUAAA
Penaeus vannamei (Pacific white shrimp) is the source of this 2854-nucleotide messenger RNA. RefSeq names its product transcription factor Sox-21. Gene Ontology annotation, molecular function: DNA-binding transcription factor activity, RNA polymerase II-specific; RNA polymerase II cis-regulatory region sequence-specific DNA binding. NCBI's taxonomy places the organism in Eukaryota, Metazoa, Arthropoda, Malacostraca, Decapoda, Penaeidae. The record is from RefSeq and is a predicted model, not a curated record. Gene Ontology annotation, biological process: anatomical structure morphogenesis; regulation of DNA-templated transcription; cell differentiation.